UAAAUUCAACCGAUAGAGUGGAAAGAAAGUGAAACGGGAAAAACAAAAUCGAACAAUAUGGAAUACAAAGUUACACCGCCGGCGGUGCUCCGGGAGCCACUUGUUGUGCCAAACAAACUGCUGAUGGGACCCGGGCCAUCGAACGCCCCUCAGCGUGUUCUGGAUGCCAUGGCAAGCCCCAUUCUCGGUCACCUGCACCCUGAGACGCUUAAAAUCAUGGACGACAUCAAGGAAGGUGUUCGGUACUUGUUCCAAACGAACAACAUCGCUACAUUCUGCCUCAGUGCCUCCGGUCACGGGGGAAUGGAAGCUACGCUGUGCAACCUGCUCGAGGACGGUGAUGUGAUACUGAUCGGUCAUACCGGUCACUGGGGUGACCGGGCGGCUGAUAUGGCCUCUCGCUACGGAGCCGACGUACGGGUCGUGAAAUCGAAAGCUGGCAAAUCGCUCAGUCUGGACGAGAUUCGUGAUGGUCUGCAGCUGCACAAGCCAUCCGUCCUGUUCUUGACCCAGGGGGAGUCCUCGACCGGGGUGCUGCAGGGGUUGGAAGGCGUGGGGGCCCUGUGCCAUCAGCACAACUGUUUGCUGAUUGUGGACACGGUUGCAUCGCUGGGCGGUGCUCCGGUGUUCAUGGACCGAUGGGAAAUCGAUGCCAUCUACACGGGAUCGCAGAAGGUGCUGGGAGCUCCACCGGGCAUCACUCCGAUGUCGUUCAGCCACAGAGCGGUAGAACGCUUCAAGAGCCGGAACUCCAAAGUCAAGGUCUACUACUGGGACAUGUCGCUGGUCGGUGACUAUUGGGGUUGCUUCGGAAGACCCAGAAUCUACCAUCACACAAUUUCUUCAACCCUGUUGUACGGCCUGCGGGAGGCAAUUUCCAUGGCUUGUGAAGAAGGACUCCCGGCAUUGAUCGCCCGCCAUCAGGACUGUGCCAAGCGGUUGUACCGCGGACUGCAGGAUGCCGGUUUCGAGCUGUACGCGGAUCCCAAGGACCGUCUCUCAACGGUGACGACCAUCAAGGUUCCCCAGGGUGUAGAUUGGCUGAAGGCCGCACAGUACGCUAUGAAGACGUACUUGGUCGAGAUCAGCGGAGGACUGGGACCUACAGCCGGACAAGUAUUUCGAAUUGGACUCAUGGGCCAGAAUGCGACAACUGAACGGGUGGAUCGAGUUUUGCAGGUCUUCAAGGAGGCGGUUGCUGCCGUGAAGCCCGACUAUCAGGUCAAGGGUAAAAUGUAACCAGCAGUUAAAAAAUAAUAAAGAUUUACUUACCCCA
This is a messenger RNA of Ochlerotatus camptorhynchus, 1276 nucleotides long. RefSeq names its product Alanine-glyoxylate aminotransferase (gene Agxt). The transcript has 4 exons. The record is from RefSeq and is a predicted model, not a curated record. The coding region runs from base 58 to 1239 and encodes 393 amino acids. Gene Ontology annotation, cellular component: peroxisome. NCBI's taxonomy places the organism in Eukaryota, Metazoa, Arthropoda, Insecta, Diptera, Culicidae. Gene Ontology annotation, molecular function: L-serine:pyruvate transaminase activity; L-alanine:glyoxylate transaminase activity.